GGCGCUAGGACCCGCCCGGCUGCCGCUCUCCCUCUUUGGAGCCGGGCGUCCCAGGGGGGCGGCCGCCCCCUUAAAAUAGCCUGGGCUGCGGCCGGCCGGAUCCGAGAUGGCGGCUGCGCGGCACGACCCCCCCACGCGCUUCCACGGGGUCCACGGGGCCCACGUGUGCCUGGACGCCUCCCGCACGCGGGCCACCCGCGUGGAGAGCUUCGCGCACGGGCUGUGCUUCAGCCACCGGCCGCUGGAGCCCGGCCAGAUCUUCCUGGUGGAGAUCGAGGAGAAGGAGCCGGGCUGGUGCGGCCACCUGCGCGUGGGGCUCACCGCCCACGACCCCCGCAGCCUGGCCGCCGUGCCCGAGUACUCGCUCCCGGACCUGGUCAGCCUGGGCGACAGCUGGGUCUUCGCCAUCACGCGCAACCACAACCGCGUGAGCGAGGCGCCGGCCGGCGGGCGGGGGCUCCUCUGCGGCCCCCACCUGCUCAUCGAGCAAGUCCGCAUCCCCCGCGACAAGCUGGUGGGCCGGAGCCGGCCGGGCCGCUACAGCCACAUCCUGGACGAGCUGUACAAAGCCAACGUGCUGCCGCCCACGGCCCGCAAGAGCCGCAUCGGGGUGCUGUUCACGCCGCAGCCGGACGGGACGGCCGACAUGCACAUCGUCAUCAACGGGGAAGACAUGGGGCCCAGCGCCCGGGGGCUGCCCGGGUCCCGCCCCCUCUAUGCCGUGGUUGACAUCUUUGCUUCCACCAAGAGCGUCCGAAUCAUCCAGGUGGAAUACGGCUGUAGGUAUUGCGCAGUCUGUCCAGGGAACACCGCCCCCUUAGAUUCCCCCCCCCUUGAGCCUCGCUAA
This is a messenger RNA of Notechis scutatus (mainland tiger snake), 847 nucleotides long. Lineage: Eukaryota; Metazoa; Chordata; Lepidosauria; Squamata; Elapidae. The record is from RefSeq and is a predicted model, not a curated record.